CCCAAGUGCCAUUAUUUCUACCCGCAUUUGAGCCUUCACUUGUUUGGGUCAGUGACCUUGAAAAAUACCGGAAAAUUCAAAAUGGCGUCGGCACAUCGAGGGAAUUUUGUGUGGUUAGAAACGCUUCGUAAAGCAAGAAAGACGAGCCUUGUUCAGGAUGGUCGGCAAAAAGUUCAUUACACUUUUCCGGAUGGAACAGAAAUGGUAGAAGAAUAUGAGGUAACCUCUGGGGAACUCUUGGUGAGGAAAUGGAAGAAAAAAUCUACUCUUGGUAGAGAAGGGAAAUGGGAUUAUGAGAUUGGUGAGGACCUCAGGCCAGUUAAUUUGGAUAUGGAAAAUAUCAGUGAAAGUAGAGGAAAUCCCAUGUUCACAAGAAAAGACAACAGUAAAGCCUUUCAGUGGAGAAUAAGAAACCUUCCAUAUCCAUUGGAAGUAUACAGUGUGACAGUUGAUGAUGACAAACACUCUAUUACAAUAAGGACAAGCAACAAAAAAUACUAUAAAAAAUUUCAAAUUCCUGACAUGGAGAGAGCAAAAGUGGAUUUAGAACAGAGUGCAAUAUCUAAAGCCCAUGCCAACAACACACUCAUAAUCACAUACAAAAAGCCCCCUUUGAUUCUUGAGCAAGAAAAGCUUAUCCGACAGGAACUGGUCAAAAUGAAAUCAAGUCGUGACGGGGAUGUGGAGUGUACGCCAAGCUGACUAAAAGGUCCAUCUCUGGCUAAUCGUGUUGAAACCUGCUCUCCGCAAUAUGAGAGGCAGUUUAAAGGACAUGCGUCAAAGAUAUUUACAUAGAAUUGUCCCUUUUCAGAACAAGCACUUUUUAUAGAUCUCCACUGUCAUGAUGGACCAGAUUUGCGAACAGGAUUUUGGCGGCGAUGAUCUCUCAUACUUAUGGCCCCACUGGAGUUGCAAGAAGGUUGCUCGUGCUUUUCUGGGGCUCUGAUCAACUUUAAAGCUCUUAGCUUUCCUGGAACUAAAUAAUUUGGCUUUAUCAUCGAAUUUAUGUAAAUUGGCCACCGUAAAGAUUUUCGAAAGCUGAGGUUUCGAGCGUUAG
Stylophora pistillata is the source of this 1057-nucleotide messenger RNA. Its product is annotated as protein DPCD. NCBI's taxonomy places the organism in Eukaryota, Metazoa, Cnidaria, Anthozoa, Scleractinia, Pocilloporidae. The record is from RefSeq and is a predicted model, not a curated record.